UCGCCGGGCCCACAAGCCUACGCCACCGAACAGACCGCGUCCCAAGCCCAGUACAUACCAACCCCAGCUUCCUCACACACCCAGCCGCAAGCCGUACCGAACUUCCAGCCACAAUCGCAUGACCAAGGAGCACCCGCGAAUUCACAUAACCCCUUCGGGUUGCCACAACCACAGUCCCCGGCACAGAUGGCGUACGCUCAGGCACAGCCCCAACAAAGUGCACAACAACACACACAGCAACUGUACGCGCCACCUGCGGCACCCGCGCCUGUGGUGGCAGAGGCAGAGCUGAUCUCCUUUGAUUGA
This is a messenger RNA of Sphaeroforma arctica JP610, 306 nucleotides long. RefSeq lists its product as hypothetical. The transcript has a single exon. Lineage: Eukaryota; Ichthyosporea; Ichthyophonida. The record is from RefSeq and is a predicted model, not a curated record. The annotation marks the transcript as partial.